GAAAUACACAGAAGAGGAUCAGCAGUUCUAGCAAAUCUCCCUGCAAUCACCGCCUGACAUGCACUUCUGGACAGCAUUACUACUUGGCAUGAUAAUCACAAUGAGCCAGGCUUUGAACAAGAUCAAGUUGAAGAGGAUGCCUUCUAUUCGUGAAACAUUGCGAAGUUUGGGUGUGACCCCUUCACAAAUCUUUGCAGAAAUAAUGAAGAAAGAAGGACGUCUAGAAUUUGGGAAUGGAACCGCUCCUACUCCUCUCACCAAUUAUCUGGAUACCCAGUAUUUUGGAGAGAUCAGCAUUGGGUCACCACCGCAGAUGUUUAACGUGGUGUUCGACACCGGGUCAGCCAACCUCUGGAUCCCAUCUGCCAGCUGCUCACCUCUGUACACCGCCUGCUUCUCUCAUAGCAGAUAUGAUUCUUCUCAGUCUCAGACGUAUAUUAAAAAUGGAACAGGCUUUUCUAUUCAGUAUGGAUCAGGAAACGUGAGGGGAUUCCUUAGUGAAGAUCUUGUCAUGGUUGGAGGUAUCCCUGUGAUCCAGGUAUUUGCAGAAGCAACAGCAGUACCAGCUCUGCCAUUCAUCUUUGCCAAAUUUGAUGGUGUGCUAGGAAUGGGCUAUCCUAACAUAGCCAUCGAUGGCAUCACUCCUGUCUUUGACCAGAUUCUUUCCCAGCAUAUUCUGAAGGAGGAGGUCUUCUCAGUCUAUUACAGUCGAGAUCCCCAUAAUAUGCCUGGUGGAGAGAUUGUGCUUGGUGGAACAGACCCCAGUUAUUACCAUGGAGAAUUUAACUACCUCUCUACCAGCAAGACAGGAAAAUGGGAGAUUGAGUUAAAGGGGGUCUCAGUGGGAGGAGAGACGCUCUUCUGUAAAGAUGGCUGCACUGCUGUAAUCGACACUGGCUCGUCCUACAUCAUAGGCCCUGCUGCUUCAGUAACACAGCUGAUGAAGGCAGUUGGAGCAACUGAACUGGCAGAAGGAGAGUAUACAGUAAACUGUGACAAAGUUGAAGCUAUGCCAAGCAUCUCAUUCAAGUUUGGUGGCACUGAGUAUUUACUGACUGGUGAAGACUACAUCCACUGGGAAUCCAAGUUUGGGGAAGAUCUAUGCGUUGUGACUUUUUCAGGUCUGGACAUUCCACCACCUGUUGGUCCAGUAUGGGUCCUCGGUGCCAGCUUCAUCAGUCGCUAUUACACAGAAUUUGAUCGUCGCAACAACCGGAUUGGCUUUGCUCGUGCUGUCUGAGCUAUCUCUUAGCCACAUUUGAGCAAAUAAUCUCCAUUCUGCAUCUUCUAAAAUAUCACUUGUCCAAUGUGCACAUUUGUUUAUGAAUGUUUAUACAGUGAUGCCUCAUUUAAGUUAUUUUCCACUCACUUAUGUGAAGCAGUUGGAUUAAUAAUGAUUUGUACACAUUAGUCUGCAUUCAAGUACAGUAUGAUACUUCUCACUGUGACAAAACAAUGGUGAUGUGAUGAUAUAAAAACUAACAAAUAAACAAACCUGUCACCUUGUAAUAGUGUUAAGCAAAACAAAUUUCCUUCAAUAGUACCCAACAGUGGUUUGCAAGUAUAAAAUAGUUUGAAUGUUUGCAUUUUUUGAAGCCUUUUCUGGAUUAGGGAUUGCUCAGGGUCGCUCAUUGAGCCAGUAGUGGGAACAGAACGUGUGACCAAAUAUUAAGCCAUAAGGGUGCAAUGCUGUCUACCAAGCCUGUGCUUGAUGUGGAUUCUUCAUUAGCUCUUAAUUAGCCUUUUUGAUUUCCACAAUUUUAACCUUGAUCUGUAAAAAUGAACUUACUGUAUAAGAUAUAUUGAAAUAAAAUUCCAAUCUGACCAUC
Polypterus senegalus (gray bichir) is the source of this 1829-nucleotide messenger RNA. It is a transcript of the gene ren, whose product is annotated as renin. Bases 59 to 1240 code for a protein of 393 amino acids. Gene Ontology annotation, molecular function: aspartic-type endopeptidase activity. Lineage: Eukaryota; Metazoa; Chordata; Cladistia; Polypteriformes; Polypteridae. Gene Ontology annotation, biological process: angiotensin maturation. The record is from RefSeq and is a predicted model, not a curated record. The transcript is spliced from 9 exons.